CUGCAAAGCUCCCACCCAUGCUUCAAAGGCUAUUAUGACGACCCCCAUAAACCACAAGCUAACACCGCAAGUCCAGCAGUGGCUUCACCGUGUCAUCGCUCCUGAAUAUGCAGAUCCGCAGAGAGCUUACAACGAUAUUGCUACAGCGUUGUUUAAUACCCCGUCUUUAUCGCCUAGAACGGAUGUCUAUACCCACGAAGACGGCCGCCCAGAGCUCCUCAUCCAGCUCUACGGGACAAUACCCGUCCUCUUUAGGGGCGCAACAUAUAACAUCCCAUUGACCAUCUGGCUACCGCAUACGUACCCCCGCCAACCCCCGAUGGCAUUCGUAACGCCAGCCAAGGACAUGCUGAUUCGUCCCGGGAACCACGUUGACCCUAGCGGGAGGUGUUACCAUCCUUACCUGGCGAAUUGGAUUAAUUACUCUGAUAGAUCGAAUAUUGUGGAUUUAUGCGAUGUUUUGAGGGGGGUGUUUGGUAGGGAACCGCCGGUUUACUCGAAGACUGCACCGCCCGUGGUUAAGCCUGCAGAGGAAGCACCUCCGCCUUUACCGCCACUACCAGAGGAGUUGGUGGGGAGAGCGGGGGGUUCGGCAACGCCUGCGCCGGCAAGUGUUGGGACGCCAGUUGGGCCACCGCCAUUGCCACCAUUGCCGAGAGAGAUAGCUAGUGGGUCGCCGGGUUUGGGUGUGGGGGGGAGGUUUCCAGGUCAUCAAAGUCCUCCACCUCCACCACUUCCUCCGGUGCCGGUACCGGCGCAUCUUAACGCUCAGCAACACCAGCGGCAGAGACCGCCACCGCCAGGGGAGGAUAUGAAUGAACAAGGGAGGGGCCCGCCGGGAGGGUAUACCGGUGGAGGACCACCCCCCCCUCCACUACCUCCAGUUUCACAUAGGGCGUCCGGAACCCCACAGCUUCAAGUUCCACCAUAUAACCCACCUGGAAGUGUAGGCCCAUACCCCCCCCCUUCCUUCCGCCAGAACAUGUUCCCCCCUCCCCCGCCACCUCCCCCUCACCCACCAAUACCCCACACCCACCGCCAGCAGUACUCCCCGCAAACCUCUACACCACCACCAACGCAAACCUACCACCACCCACCCCAGCACUACCACCCACACACACCCUUCUCGCCACACACCAACACCCCGCCUCAACCCCCACCCAUAGUAAAACGCCCCGAUCCAAUAGACAUAAUGUCCCUCCCCCCCCCUUCCCCCCCUCUCCAGGGCCCGGCGGUAGCCCCCCCACCCCUUCCGCCAAACCCCGAAACCACUCUCCUCCUCACCAAAAUCUCCACGUCCCUCCAUACCCUCGCCACAGCCUCCCACACAAAUCUAACUUCCACGACCCUCCCGCAAGCGGCAACUCAACGCGACUCCCUAACCCGUGCCCAAUCACAUAUGACCCAAGAACUCCAAGACCUCACCCACCUCCACGUUCUCUGCGCCCAAGAUGGCGAAAUACUGAAGGAGCGCAUUGCAGCUGCCGAAGGCGUCAUCCAUGAUGCGGAGAACAGAGAGGUACCCGGCGUUGACGCUGUUGUUGUGGGGCUCACGGUUGUGCACGCGCAAUUGUAUGAGCUUGUUACGGAGGAUAGGGCCAUUGAGGAUACAAUAUAUGUGCUCGGUAAGGCGUUGGAUAGGGAGAGGAUUUCUCUGGAGGUUUUUUUGAAGCAUACGAGGACGUUAGCUAGGGAGCAGUUCUUGUUGAGGGCGCUGGUGAAGAAGAUUAUUGGGCAGAUUGGGAUUGAGGAGUAAGUUAGGUUAGGUAUCACAUGGUUUAUUCUGGCGAGUGGGUGUAUAGUGGGUGCUCGGGGUAAGAAUAUGCAUACACAACUGCAGGUACAUGAUUCAGACGUGUUACCACAAAAGUUCUUGUUCGGGUUUCGUGCGUGUGGGCAGGCAGGAGAAUACCGAGUGAGAUUUCAUGCUCAUAUUUUGCGCUUGGUUCGCUGGGGUAUAGUAUUAUAUUGCGC
Tuber melanosporum (Perigord truffle) is the source of this 1974-nucleotide messenger RNA. RefSeq lists its product as uncharacterized. The record is from RefSeq and is a predicted model, not a curated record. Gene Ontology annotation, cellular component: ESCRT I complex. NCBI's taxonomy places the organism in Eukaryota, Fungi, Ascomycota, Pezizomycetes, Pezizales, Tuberaceae. Bases 35 to 1756 code for a protein of 573 amino acids. Gene Ontology annotation, molecular function: ubiquitin binding. Gene Ontology annotation, biological process: protein transport; protein modification process; endosome to lysosome transport. The transcript has 5 exons.